Stylophora pistillata is the source of this 1442-nucleotide messenger RNA. RefSeq lists its product as uncharacterized. Lineage: Eukaryota; Metazoa; Cnidaria; Anthozoa; Scleractinia; Pocilloporidae. The record is from RefSeq and is a predicted model, not a curated record.
CUCUGCCAUCACUUACGCUGCGCUUUCAAGAUUUAAAACGCGUCUCGUCAAAUAGUUUUAAUCAAUUAGUCAGCCGAUUGCCCUCUACACUUCACAGCACAAUGGGUCAAAUGAUGAUGGUAAUCGCUCUCUUAGCUUUUUGUAACAUGGUCUAUGCAAUGCCUACAUGGGAGAACGAUGAGGAAGCGGGUUUUAGUCCGUCUUCAAUAAAAAUUGCCGGCCGUCGCUGCAGCUGUUCUGAUCAACAUCACAAAUGUGGCUGCUGCCUUCAAAUCAGGGCACCUACACUCCAAAAUUACGACGAAGCAGAUGUGUGCAUGAACUCGUCUUUCAUUCCGUCGCCAUUGGGUGUGGAAUUUUUCAUGAUGUGGAACAAACGUAAAGUUUUCGACCGCAACGUAUCAGAUACCCGUCCACGGCCUGUAUGUUUUCACAUUCCUCGUCUGAAUUAUGGCAAAGCCUGCGUGAAAUUCACCGAGAUGACGAUCAAGAGAGAUCACACUGGAGGGUGUGCGGCUCUGGAAUUCAAAUCGAGGCACAACGAAAGAGAUAUUCCUCUUGGGUGUUUCUUCUUCAGGGGUGGGGACGGGCAUGGAGUGGAUAUGGAGACCUUUCUAGAUCCUGCAUCGUUCAUCUCCUUACUGGAAGAUGUCUUUCAUGCAUCAAAGAUCGAUAGUACCAGUAAGCUAGCAAAUCGACCUUUUGAGGUACUAGAUGGGGACGUCACAGAGGUAGCAACGGUUGACAAGGCCAGCUGUCAAUGUUCAAAGUCUCCACCCCAAUGUGACUGCUGUGCCGAGUUGAAAAUCUUUAAGUUCUCUGUAAAAGCCUGUGCUCAUGCAGACAUCGAUCCGACCGGACAGGGAUUCGAUUUGGAGUUGACUAUCGAUGGUCACACUUUAUUCAAGAAGCAUAUAACAAUUAAAGACCCACCGCCAAUUUGCCACACUUUCAAUUUAUUCGGAUUUCAAGCGAAUGUGUGCCUUAAAAUUACACAAGUUUCGUUGAAACCCGGUCACACAGGCGCAUGCGUGGAAGUGGACGUGAACUCGGUGGAUCUCCCUCUGGGAUGUUUUUACAUGGCGACCCACAGGGAUCUGGGAAUAGAAUAGAAUGAUGGUGCGCCAUACGCCUGAUAGGAUAGACAGAGCUGUUAAAAAAUAAUGUAACAGAAGCGUUAAGCCUUUUCUCCAAAAGUAAUAUGGCCAAGCUAAACUUUUAUGUGCAAAGUCAGAUCAAUGCUUAUGUUAUUCCAAAAUCAUAGGUAAGAAUGACGGCCUCCCUGAGAAAAAAUAAAGUGUAAUUCUGCAAAACAUAAAUACGGCUUGUUAUGAAUCCCGAAAAAACUUGAAAUUAAUCAAAUCUGUAAAAUGAAAGAAUGGGAUGAAGAAUCUAUUCUUGACAGUUUGAAUAGACAAAAUAAAAACAAUUUUUGCUUGUUA